Molecule: messenger RNA, 2103 nt
Organism: Diachasmimorpha longicaudata
Lineage: Eukaryota; Metazoa; Arthropoda; Insecta; Hymenoptera; Braconidae
Product: SH3 domain-binding glutamic acid-rich protein homolog
Exons: 5
Coding region: 340-924 (194 amino acids)
Cellular component (GO): cytoplasm
Source: RefSeq, a predicted model, not a curated record
CUCUGCAAAAAAUGUCUUAACGAAAAUCUUGCUAGUCUUCUUAGUAUCAGAGAUAUCCUCCGAAGAAGACAACGGGGAGAAGAAACAGUUGAGCCUGGUCCCCACUCCUGGUGUUACUCAUUUUGCUUAUAUAUACAAUAACCUGAUGAUACAGGGAGGUCCAUAACCAGCCAGUUGGCUUGUGGAAUACAUACGCGCAAACAUUCACACUCGUUUAGCCAGUUAAUUAAUGAAUUAAUCGAAAAACGAUUGGGGUUUUUGGGUCGUCGAUAAAUAAAUUAUUGACAUUCUCGUGCAGUUGAUAGUGCGGAUUCUGUGAUUUAAGAGUUACGGGGCAAAAUGGUGGUGAAGGUUUACAUAUCUGGGAUCAGUGGGAACAAGGAAGUGAAGAAGCGCCAGCAGAGGGUGAUGAUGAUCCUCGACAGUAAAAAUGUUGAGUAUGAAGUCAUUGACAUCACCGAGCCAGGAAAGGAGGAUGACAAGGAGUAUAUGCAGUCGAUGAGCAACGCCAAGGAUAACAAACAUCCUCUACCACCUCAGAUCUUCAAUGAUGAGGACUAUUGUGGGGAUUACGAGGAUUUCGAUUUGGCGAAUGAGAUCGACGAAUUGGAGAAAUUCCUGAAAGUUGUUUCCCUAGACAGCUCGGCGGAGGGGACUGCUGAUCAGGAUACAGAGGUUCACAUGAAUGUCAGGCAAAAUGGAAAUACAUCGAGUCGAGAGGCGUCCACCGAUAAAGAUGUCAGCGGUGUUCCCUCCGAAAGUGAAGUUAAUGAAAGACAACAUUCGACGAUGGAAGACACCGAGGACCAAUCAAAGACUGUAGAUGAUGAUUUAUCAACAAAAUCACAAGCUGAUGAUGGAGAAAUGGACGAUAGUAUCGACAAAAAUGAAGAGAAAUCCGAUGACCAAGAGAAGGAGGAAUAAAUCGCUGACAGAGUAUUACAUGCACUCAUUUAAUUUUCUACUAUGUUCAUUAUUUCCAUUAACGUCACUCCAAGUCAACAAGUACUGCCAGAUGAUUGAAGACAAACGACGGAAUAACUGUGAGAUUUUAAUUUCUCGUUAAUAAUUCUGUUGAUCGAGAAAAACAAAUGAAUAGAAAAAUAUCUAUCGUACCAUUUCGCAGAUAUUUUCGAGAGUAACGAGUUCACAGGAAAAGUCACAGGCUCUUUUCUGUAGAGAAUUUUGUAACCUACAAAAAUGACGUUGUGAUAUUUUUUUGUAAAUCGAGGAAUUUUGAUGAUAUUCGCAAAAUAGGGCACGUGGAAUUUUUUUAUUCGUUAGUUUUCACAGAUUCACUGAAGAAUUGAACUAUUUCUUCCUUUACAUUCGGUAGUCUCUCAUCAAGAUGAUAAUUGCUCAUGAGAAUCCAUCACAAAUAGCAGAAAUCAACAGAACGUAUAUUUAUGUAUAGAAGAAAGCGGCCUAGUUCUCUAGCUACAUUUCUUUUUCAAUAACAUAAACUUUCUCAGUGGGACUGGCUUUUAUGGAGCCUCCAUUAAUGCGUGAAUACUCAAUGGUAAAAGGACUCCUUGCACAUUAAUUACUCUUCAUUAAUUCAUCGAACGAAAAAUUGGAAAACUAUUCGAGUCGUUAUUCCAGUGGUCAAAUAUAGAACAGGACGAUUGAUUCAUUUUCAUGCGUAAAUCACUAUCUUCCGCUGGCAUGAUCUUCAUUUAGUUCUACGAAAGAGGAAUUGCACAUUUUUUGCCCCCAUAAAUAUCACAAAUAAGGUUUAAGAUAACGGAAAUGACUAGGAUUAGUCCGGCGAGAUUAAAAAAAUGCCUGUGAAUGAGAAUAAAAUAUAAACAAUCGAUUUACUCGACAAAUUUGUUACGACUAAUUGGGCUUUAAUAAUAAUUAGCUUUCCUCUACGGGGAAAGAGGUUUAGGAAGUGAAUUUUUCAGCUUCCAGUUGUACAAUUUUGAUUAAUGGCUGUUAGUAUUUAAUGUUACUUCGAGUCACUGAGCAAAUUUUAAAUAUAUUGCGCAACAUAUUUGCAAAAAAAGAGAAUGGAGAAUAAUAUUCAAUGAAUGAUGUACGACUCAACUGUUAUAUAAAUACAUGAAUUUACUAAUAAAAAUAUUACAUGAUAGAUAACAA